This is a messenger RNA of Melospiza melodia melodia, 1618 nucleotides long. Its product is annotated as neuronal acetylcholine receptor subunit alpha-2-like. The record is from RefSeq and is a predicted model, not a curated record. Gene Ontology annotation, biological process: regulation of membrane potential; synaptic transmission, cholinergic; response to nicotine. NCBI's taxonomy places the organism in Eukaryota, Metazoa, Chordata, Aves, Passeriformes, Passerellidae. Gene Ontology annotation, cellular component: neuron projection; synapse; postsynaptic membrane. The transcript is spliced from 6 exons. Gene Ontology annotation, molecular function: acetylcholine receptor activity; acetylcholine-gated monoatomic cation-selective channel activity. The coding region runs from base 53 to 1618 and encodes 521 amino acids.
GUUGUCAAUUAUUAAUUAUUAAUGAAUCCCCGCAGGAUUUCCCGGCCUCUCCAUGGGAAUUUUCUCCCUCUGGGUUUUGCUCCUGAUGCUGCAGCCGGGGCGGUGCCAGCGGCGCAGCCACGCCGAGGACCGGCUCUUCAAGCGCCUCUUCUCGGGCUACAACCGCUGGUCCCGGCCCGUCCCCAACACCUCCGACGUCGUCAUCGUGCGCUUCGGCCUCUCCAUCGCCCAGCUCAUCGACGUGGAUGAGAAGAACCAGAUGAUGACCACCAACGUGUGGCUGAAACAGGAGUGGAGCGAUUACAAGCUGCGCUGGGACCCGGCCGAGUACGACAACGUCACCUCCAUCCGCGUGCCCUCCGAGAUGAUCUGGAUCCCCGACCUCGUCCUCUACAACAACGCCGACGGCGAGUUCGCGGUGACGCACAUGACCAAGGCCCACCUGUCGUGGGACGGCACGGUGACCUGGGUGCCGCCGGCCAUCUACAAGAGCUCCUGCAGCAUCGACGUCACCUUCUUCCCCUUCGACCAGCAGAGCUGCAAGAUGAAGUUCGGCUCGUGGACCUACGACAAGGCCAAGAUCGACCUGGAGAACAUGGACCACCAGGUGGACCUCAAGGACUACUGGGAGAGCGGCGAGUGGGCCAUCAUCAACGCCGUGGGCACCUACAACUCCAAGAAGUACGACUGCUGCACGGAGAUCUACCCCGACAUCACCUUCUACUUCGUCAUCCGCCGCCUGCCGCUCUUCUACACCAUCAACCUCAUCAUCCCGUGCCUGCUCAUCUCCUGCCUCACCGUGCUGGUCUUCUACCUGCCCUCGGACUGCGGCGAGAAGAUCACGCUGUGCAUCUCCGUGCUGCUGUCCCUCACCGUCUUCCUGCUGCUCAUCACCGAGAUCAUCCCGUCCACCUCGCUGGUCAUCCCGCUCAUCGGCGAGUACCUGCUCUUCACCAUGAUCUUCGUCACGCUCUCCAUCAUCAUCACCGUCUUCGUGCUCAACGUGCACCACCGCUCGCCCGGCACGCACGCCAUGCCCGCCUGGGUGCGCAGCUUCUUCCUGGGCGCCGUGCCCCGCUGGCUCUCCAUGAAGAGGCCGCCGCAGGACGGCGCGCGCGGGCGGCGGCAGCAACAACAUGGCCGCCCCGGCGGGGCGCGGCUGAGCACGUCGCGCUGCUGGCUGGAGACCGACGUCGACGACAAGUGGGAGGAGGAAGAGGAGGAAGAGGAAGAAGAAGAAGAAGAAGAGGAGAAGACCUACCCAAGCCACCCCAGGGCAGAGCCCAAGGAAACCAAAUUCUGCUGCGGGAAGAAAGCGGCGGCGCCGGGCUCCGAGGGGAAGGACCACGAGGAGGACCACGAGGAGGAGGAGGAGGAGGGGAAGGAGGAAGGCUCGGGGCGGGCGCCGGCGCUGUCGCCCGGGAUGGUGAAGGCCCUGGAGGGGGUGCAGUACAUCGCCGACCACCUGCGGGCCGAGGACGCCGACUCCUCCGUGAAGGAGGACUGGAAGUACGUGGCCAUGGUGAUCGACCGCAUCUUCCUGUGGAUGUUCAUCAUGGUCUGCCUGCUGGGCACCGCGGGGCUCUUCCUGCCGCCCUACCUGGCCGGCAUGAUCUAG